Trematomus bernacchii (emerald rockcod) is the source of this 1914-nucleotide messenger RNA. RefSeq names its product katanin p60 subunit A-like 2 (gene katnal2). Gene Ontology annotation, molecular function: protein binding; ATP binding; ATP hydrolysis activity. The coding region runs from base 84 to 1640 and encodes 518 amino acids. The record is from RefSeq and is a predicted model, not a curated record. NCBI's taxonomy places the organism in Eukaryota, Metazoa, Chordata, Actinopteri, Perciformes, Nototheniidae. The transcript is spliced from 16 exons.
CACUGAACAGACUUCAGAAACAAGUGUGGGCCAACAACAGCUUACUAAUCAUAACGUCUUCUCACUAAACUUCCAGAAACAAGAUGGAGCUUUCAUAUCAAUCUAUGAAGGUUGCCCACCAAGCCCGGGAAGCGGAUGAGCUGAGGACUGAGACCAGGAGGAAGAAUCUCCUGAUCCUCAUUUACCACCACCUGCUGGGGCAAGGCUACGUGUCUGCAGCAGUGGCCUUGGACCAGGAGACUAAUGGAGGUGUGAGGAGGUUCGAGGUCUGCGACAACAUCGAUCUGGAGAUGGUGCUGAUGGAGUACGAGAGUUAUCACUAUGUCAAGUUCCAGAAGUAUCCCAAACUUAUCAGAAGAACCGCAGAACUAGGUGAAAACAGAAAUAUAAGAAGUGGUGGAGUAAAGAAGAGUCCCUGUUCAGCUGUGAAGCCCCUUCCCAAAAUCAUCCCCUCUCAGAGCCCGCAGCCUGCAGUUGGAGCCAAGAGGCCAGCUGCUGGUUCUCAUACAAAUGAGAACGGCUCUUCUGUUCCUCCAGAGUCCUCAGAGUUCGGUCUCAAUGUCUCCUCCAUCAGAAACGGACCAGCUGGGGAGGCGGCUACCAACAGGAAGGGCCAGAUGACUGAAGGCAAAGUUCCAAUCCAAGGAACGGGCAGUGACUUAGACCACAUGGAGCGGCUGCUGAAGCCCCUCAGUGGCAUGUCUGGGAUGAGCGGUGAGAUGAGAGAACUCGCUGCCAUCAUCAGCGGGGACAUCUAUCUGCACAGCCCCAACGUGCGCUGGGAGGACAUCAUCGGGCUGGAGGACGCAAAGCGAUUAGUCAAAGAGGCCGUCGUCUAUCCCAUUAAGUACCCCCAGCUGUUCACAGGCAUUCUGUCUCCGUGGAAGGGCUUGCUGCUCUACGGCCCCCCAGGUACAGGUAAGACUCUGCUGGCCAAGGCCGUGGCUACAGAGUGUAAGACCACCUUCUUCAACAUCUCCGCCUCCAGCAUUGUCAGCAAGUGGAGAGGAGACUCUGAGAAACUGGUCCGGGUUCUGUUUGAGCUGGCCAGGUACCACGCCCCGUCCACCAUCUUCCUGGACGAGCUGGAGUCAGUGAUGAGUCAGAGAGGAGCCAACAUGGGGGGGGAGCACGAGGGGAGUCGCAGGAUGAAGACGGAGCUGCUGGUGCAGAUGGACGGCCUGGCCCGGUCAGAGGACCUCGUGUUUGUUCUGGCUGCCUCCAACCUGCCCUGGGAGCUGGACCACGCCAUGCUGCGGAGGUUAGAGAAGAGGAUUCUGGUUGGUCUGCCCUCCUCGCCAGCGCGCCAAGCCAUGAUCUCUCAUUGGCUGCCUCCUCUCAGCUGCACAGGAGGGGUGGAGCUACGCACUGAGCUGGACUAUGAGACUCUGGCCAAGGGGAUGGAGGGUUACUCUGGCUCUGAUGUGAAGCUGGUGUGUAAGGAGGCCGCCAUGAGACCAGUGCGCAAGAUCUUUGAUGCUCUGGAGUCACAUCAGGACGGAGGCAGCAACAUGCCAGUCAUCCAGCUGGAAACCGUGACAACAGCUGACUUCCUGGAGGUCCUCACACACACCAAACCCUCGGCCCGAAACCUGAUGGACAGAUACACAGCCUGGGACAGAGAGUACAAGUCUGUCUGACACACAAACACUUUUAUACUAACAUUCCAGCAUUUCCAACAGAUUGUUGACUGUAAACAAACUGACCUGUUGCUGUAAGGCUUAGUGGGAGCCGUGGCAUGACAGUGCACUGUAUUCUAAAUAAUUUAUUCACACACACAUUGCACAUCCUUAUACUAACAGUAAAUAGCCUCACCAGAAUAUCAUUAUCUAAUCAGUUUAACAAGAUUCUUACUAACUUAUUGCUUUCCUAAGCUGUAACUUCUAUUGGUCUCUACCAUCAGUCAAUAAAAAU